AAGCCCUCUUUGCCCGUUGGAAUGUCGUCUGCUCAAGUUAUCACAUUGGCGACGAGGAUGACAACGCACCCGCGCUGCCCAGCGGAAGCGUCGCAGACGGCAGCAGACGAGCACCAUACGAGCGGGGCCAACUGAACGGACAGCGACAGCCAAAGCAGCGCAGUCAUCGCAUCUCAAGCGGGCGACGGACGGAGCGGACACGACGGACGGAAGCCAGCAACCGAUAAGUACACCGUCGGUUUGCCGAAAUAUGGCACCUCUUGGAAAGCUUGACGAAUACGACGAAAAACAACAUAAUUUUGACUCGUAUUUAGAGCGUUUCGAGCACUUCGUUAGCGCAAACGACAUCAAACCAGAAAAGAAGCUAGCGGUGUUCUUGACCGUUAUAGGACCUCGAGCUUACGAAGUUCUGAAAAGCUUGGUCGUACCGGCAGUACCGGGAGAUAAGUCGUUCGAAGAAGUGAAAGUUUUGCUGAAAAACCACUAUAGCCCGAAGAGCUCGGUCAUAGCGGAAAGGUGCAAAUUCAACAGACGUGUACAAGAGGAACAGGAGAGCGUUGAAGAUUUCAUUGUAGCGCUAAAGCAUUUGGCAAGGAAGUGUGACUUUGGCCAGUUUCUGCAAGAUGCUCUGAGGGACAGGCUUGUGGCGGGAAUACGGCGCGAAGAAACGCAACGUGCGCUAUUCACCGAAGAAAGCUUAACCUUCGAAAGGGCAUGCAAGAUCGCAUUGGAUCAAGAGCAGGCGGCACGACAGACAGCGUUACUACACGCCGGAAGCAGAGACGCGUCGUUGAACGAGAUAAGAGCGAACCAGAAAGAUAACGUCAAUAAGCGUGACGUUCGAAAACACAAGCAAAGCAAGAAGUCUUGCGAAAGAUGUGGAAGGGCGCAUGCGGCAAGCAAAUGUUGGUACAAGAAUGCUACGUGUCACAAGUGUGGCAAGUUAGGCCAUUUGCAAAAAGUGUGCUCGAACGAAAAAAAGGGACCCAAGAACGCGAAUGCAGUGGACUGCUCGGAGGACGAUUCAGAACUGGACGUCUAUCACUGCCUUAACACGGUGCGUUCGGGUUAUGAAGUGAAAGUCAAUGUUGAAGGGGCGGACGUUUUCAUGCAAAUUGAUACAGGAGCGGCUGUAACAAUUGUUCCUGAAAGUGUUGCGAAAACCGUGUUCCCUCAUGUCAAGUGUGAGCCAUCUCGGGUAAACCUAAAAACGUACACGGGUGAACGAAUCCCGGUAAAAGGGCAAUGUGACGUUUCCGUCACAUACGAAAACCAGACUUUGAAACUGCCCGUUAUCGUCGUCGAUAACCAAGGCAAGAAAUUGCCGUUGCUCAUGGGGCGGAACUGGCUUGAGAGGCUCAGACUUGAUUGGAAAAGCGUCAUGUCACUGGAGCAUGUAACUGAUUCACACCGAAUAGAAGCGCUGCGUAACAAGUUCCCGACAGUAUUUUCUAAUCAGUCUAGUGUCACGAACAACUAUCAAGCGAAGAUAGUUCUAAAACAAGAUUGUACGCCGGUUUUUUGCAAGGCGAGACCGGUGCCUUACGCGUUACGCGAUAAGGUUGGAGAAGAGCUGGAACGAAUGCCGCUGGAAAUAUUUAAAGAAUUAGAUUUCUAG
Messenger RNA from Ixodes scapularis (black-legged tick), 1618 nucleotides. RefSeq lists its product as uncharacterized. Bases 251 to 1618 code for a protein of 455 amino acids. The transcript has 2 exons. Gene Ontology annotation, molecular function: zinc ion binding; nucleic acid binding. The record is from RefSeq and is a predicted model, not a curated record. Lineage: Eukaryota; Metazoa; Arthropoda; Arachnida; Ixodida; Ixodidae.